CAAGAACUCUGGAUAUGACACUCUGAGGUAAAUCGACUGGGAGUUCAAGGUUGCAUAAGGUUUGUUAAUCCAACAACAUCUAUGCUGAUAUGAGGGAAAACAAACACAAAGUUAUGUGGAAUGUCCAAGCACGUGAGAGAGGGAGGAGGGGAGCGUGACACUGCAGUGUAAAGACCAUAGGCUGUCAGACCAACAUUGAGCUACAGAUCGACAAGAGAAAGUCUCAGCUUCAGAAUGAAGUCUUCUGUAGCUCUGCUGUUGCUGCUGUGCUGCUCUCCAUGUAAGAUGGAGGUUCAGAGUGAUGGUCAUGAGUCCAGAGAGAAUCAGAGCUCCCUACAGGUUCAGCAGGAAGAUGGAGAGAAACGCAAGAGCAAACGUGACACUGAGGAACAGAUAACAGAUAAAGGUGCUUCUGAUGGAACAACCUCCAUUCAGCAAAGCUGUCAGUCCUCUGUCGUUACUUUUUUGCUUACCCAGAUGAGCAGUAUGGAGGAAAGAUUGAGAACCAAUGAGAAACAAUUGGAGGAGCUGCAGAAAAAGAGCAAUGGUGCUGUGGCCUUUUCAGCUGCACUCUUGGGAUCAGGUGUCAAUGAGAACACUGGUCCUUUCAACACUAAAGUCACUCUGAUAUACAGACAUGUCAUCACAAACAUUGGAAAUGCGUACAAUCCAGACACAGGGAUUUUCACAGCACCUGUGAAAGGAGUAUACAAGUUUGAGAUAUUUGCUUAUGCUGAGGGUAGUGAUAGUUACCCUGUAACAGUAUCUAUAAUAAAGAAUGCACAGGAAGUUUUUAUGAUACAUGGUCACCAACGUGCACAUGCCGUGAACGCCUCCAAUGGAGCGUCCUUGUUGAUGGAAGCAGGAGACGUGGUCUAUGUGCAGUUAUGGGAGAACAGAAUCAUUAUGGAUAAUGUUCAUUGCCACAGCACUUUCAGUGGCCACCUGCUGUUCAGAAUGUAAAUAAACGGAGAAAAAUAAUGAAUUAAUUAUGUAAUGAUGAUCAUCAGUGUGAAGGAAA
Electrophorus electricus (electric eel) is the source of this 1021-nucleotide messenger RNA. The record is from RefSeq and is a predicted model, not a curated record. NCBI's taxonomy places the organism in Eukaryota, Metazoa, Chordata, Actinopteri, Gymnotiformes, Gymnotidae.